AUGUUAGAAUCUAAUAAAUGGCGUUUCCUAACAAUUGUUGCCGGUUUGAUACUAACCAACGCAAUUGACAGUCCCGUGCGGACAGGCCAAUUACAUUCUCUUGCCGAUCACAGUCAGUUUAACCAAAGAACUGCCAGUGUCCAGUUAACUUCUGGGACCCAUAGAACAGCAAGGAACUUGUAUGCGCCCUUUAAUGUCUUCCCAAAAGUCGAUGAUAUAAGCUUCCCCCGGAGCCAUCGCCGAUCAGACGGAAGUCUUGUCAAGUCGUUCGGAGCUUACCGAAACGGAAGAAAUGCCCAAAGAAGGUCUGACGAUGGGUCUCAGACUGUCUUCCAACAAUCACCCGAGAAUCAGACUCGAACUGGAAGAAACUAUGUCUACAUUCCACUGCAACAAGGCGGAUCAAACGAAGGCUUGACAAAGCGGAAUAUCACAUUCGGACAAAUCCGACCGCCAAUCUUAGAUGACCAGGUUCCUGUCGAAGGCUACAACGGUGAGUUGUUUGUCAACGAUAGAACGGAAAGAAGUCCCCAAUCCGAAGAUAAGAUCGAUGUUGAUGACUUGUCAGGGCGUCGCAUAGGCUUCCAAUUCCCCAACAGCUAUAGCCUUAAUACAGACUUCCCAUUCCAUCCGCAGGGUUAUCGCGAAGAUAAUCCAAUUUUCACUGACACUGGAUCGUACGAACGUCCGUACAGUGAGGAAUCCCUUGAUGGCUCGAGCAGCGGUCAUUCUGUAGAAUUCCCGGGCCUGAGUGCAAACACUAAGCCCUACUCUGGGAAGUUGUACCGCGAUGAGGUCACAAAGUUUGGGGACGUUAAUGGUCCCAUAGCAGCUGCGCCGCGACCUCAGAGAGGUAUAUUCUUUGGUGAUGGUGAGCGAGAUCAUAGGACGGGUGGGCCCCGGCCUUUUGCUCCACCAAAGAUAUUUACCCCCGAUUACAAUGAGUUUGGUAGUGAUUAUGCGGGAUCGAGGAAGUCCCGUUAUUAUCCCUUCAAGUCGUCACGAUCUCCCCGAGUGGUAUUCCCUGCGAAUGACAAUCUGGGAACGACGAGUGCAUCGAGUGGCAGUGGAGCGUACUUUAGUGACAAUGUGGCUUUUAGAGAUCAGAACUUUGGUUUGAAUGAAUUGUCGGCUAUUCAAGAGGUGCGCAAUGAAUUUGGGCUCCAAGAAAUUGAUGGAGUUAGUGUGGACAGCGAAAAUACUGGAGCACAAUCGGCAAGCACUUUUAAGGAGAAAGUUGAUACAAAUACUGAAUUAGAAUGUCAAGGCCGUGGGGGUACUUGUGAAUUCUUUUUGGGUUGUUGGAUGACAGGUGGCUUAUUGCAAGGCACCUGCGAUGGAUUAUUACGUGGAUGCUGUCAUCGGACAGCUAAAUCGACAAAUUUGAAAACCUCCGAUUAUGUUAGUCAAACAAUUGAUUUGACAAAUCUUCCAAACAAAAACUAUGGACCAGUUUUGAAUGAUCCCAGUUGUGGUAUAUCACUAGCUAAACAAGCAGCCCAACGCCGCAUUGUGGGCGGUGAUGAUGCUGGAUUUGGAUCUUUUCCAUGGCAAGCAUACAUACGGAUCGGAUCUUCAAGAUGCGGCGGUUCGUUGGUAUCACGAAGACAUGUCGUCACUGCUGGACACUGCGUGGCUCGUGCCACACCACGUCAAGUGCAUGUAACUCUGGGCGAUUACGUGAUCAAUUCAGCGGUUGAGCCGUUGCCAGCUUACACAUUCGGAGUGCGGCGAAUCGAUGUUCAUCCGUACUUUAAAUUUACGCCGCAAGCGGAUCGCUUCGAUGUUUCCGUAUUGACACUGGAAAGACCGGUCCACUUCAUGCCGCAUAUUGCUCCAAUAUGCUUGCCAGAGAAAAAUGAAGACUUUUUGGGAAAAUUUGGCUGGGCUGCUGGCUGGGGUGCCCUCAAUCCUGGAUCGAGGCUUAGGCCGAAGACAUUGCAAGCUGUUGAUGUUCCAGUUAUUGAGAAUAGAAUCUGCGAGAGGUGGCAUCGCCAGAAUGGAAUAAAUGUGGUCAUUUAUCCGGAGAUGCUGUGCGCCGGAUACCGCAAUGGUGGCAAGGAUUCUUGUCAAGGGGAUUCCGGUGGACCAUUGAUGCAUGAGAAGAAUGGUCGAUGGUAUCUUAUUGGUGUUGUAUCAGCAGGAUAUUCGUGUGCAUCACGUGGCCAGCCAGGUAUCUAUCACCGGGUGCCGUUUACAGUCGAUUGGAUUUCGUAUGUCGUUGGCCUGACAACACAGCUCUAGAAAAAGGGCCUUUUG
This is a messenger RNA of Episyrphus balteatus (marmalade hoverfly), 2259 nucleotides long. RefSeq lists its product as uncharacterized. Bases 1 to 2244 code for a protein of 747 amino acids. The transcript has 8 exons. The record is from RefSeq and is a predicted model, not a curated record. Gene Ontology annotation, biological process: proteolysis. Lineage: Eukaryota; Metazoa; Arthropoda; Insecta; Diptera; Syrphidae. Gene Ontology annotation, molecular function: serine-type endopeptidase activity.